Messenger RNA from Ostreococcus lucimarinus CCE9901, 2052 nucleotides. RefSeq lists its product with no specific name. The coding region runs from base 1 to 2052 and encodes 683 amino acids. The transcript has a single exon. Lineage: Eukaryota; Viridiplantae; Chlorophyta; Mamiellophyceae; Mamiellales; Bathycoccaceae. The record is from RefSeq and is a predicted model, not a curated record. Gene Ontology annotation, biological process: chlorophyll biosynthetic process. Gene Ontology annotation, molecular function: magnesium chelatase activity; ATP hydrolysis activity; ATP binding.
AUGCGCCAGACGUUCCCGCUCGCGGCGGUGAUCGGGCAGGAAAAGAUCAAGUCGGCGCUGCUUUUGGGAGGGAUCGACCCGACGUUGGGAGGGAUCGCGAUCUCGGGACGACGAGGAACGGCGAAAUCCAUCAUGGCUCGCGGUUUGCACGCGCUGUUACCGCCGAUCGAGUGCGUGAAGGAUUCGUAUUGCAACGCCGACCCGUCCAAGCCGGAUGAGUGGGAGGAGGGGUUGAGCGAAAAGGUAACGAGGAACGCCGACGGGAACGUGGAGACGAUCAUCCGCGACGCGCCGUUCGUGCAGCUCCCGCUCGGAGUGACGGAAGAUCGUUUGAUCGGUACGGUCGACAUCGAAGAGUCCAUGAAGCAAGGGAAGACGAUUUUCCAACCCGGGCUGUUGGCGCAGGCGCACAGGGGCAUCCUUUAUGUCGACGAAAUCAACCUCCUCGACGACGGGGUCGCCAACUUGUUGCUUUCCGUGCUUGCCGAGGGUGAAAACGUCGUCGAGCGCGAAGGCAUCACGCUCAAGCACCCGUGUAAGCCGCUUUUGAUCGCGACGUUUAACCCGGAGGAGGGUAACCUUCGCGAGCACCUGUUGGACCGCAUCGCGGUGACGCUCUCGGCGGAUCAGAUGUUGACAUUUGAGGACCGCGUCGAGGCGGUUAGCCAAGCGAUGAACUUCCAAAACGCGGCCGAAAACUCGGUGAAGAGCGUGGAAGAGGCGACGGAAGGUAUCAAGACGAACAUCAUCUUGGCGCGCGAGUGGUUGAAGGAUUGCACGAUUUCGCAAGAUCAAGUCGAGUACUUGGUGCGCGAGUCCAUUCGCGGUCAGAUUCAAGGUCAUCGCGCCGAACUUUUCGCCGUCAAGGCGGCCAAGGCACUCGCCGCACUCGACGGUCGAUCCAAGGUGAACGCUGACGACUUGAAGGAAGCCGUGCGAUUGGUUAUCGUACCGCGCUCUGAUAUUUUGCAAGACGCGCCGCCGCCGGAUGAAGACGACAUGCAGGAACCGCCGCCGCCACCGCCGCCGCCGCAAGAUAACGCGGAAGACGAAGACCAAGAUGAAGAGAACGAGGAAGAGAACGAGGAAGACGAGGAAGAAGAGGACGAUAUUCCGGACGUUCCGGAGGAGUUCAUCUUUGACGCCGAGGGCGUCAUCCUCGACAAGGAUGUGACUCAGUUCGCGCAACAAACCAACAGACAAGGCGGCCGCUCCGGUCGUUCGAAGAGCGUCAUUUUCUCCACCGAUCGUGGUCGCUAUAUUAAGCCCAUUUUACCCAAGGGUAAGACGAUUCGUUUGGCGGUUGACGCGACGUUGCGCGCCGCUGCUCCGUACCAAAGCGCUCGACGCGAGCGCGAUCCCAACGCGGAGAAGAAGAAGGUUUAUGUCGAAAAGGGUGACAUGCGAGCGAAGAAGCUCGCGCGUAAAUCCGGUGCAUUGGUCAUUUUCCUCGUCGAUGCCUCCGGUUCGAUGGCGUUGAACAGAAUGCAAGGCGCGAAGGGCGCCGCACUUUCAAUCUUGGAAAGCUCGUACCAAAGCCGCGACAUGGUGUCCAUCGUCCCUUUCCGAGGUGACGAAGCUGAAGUGCUCUUGCCGCCGUCGCGAUCGAUCGCGAUGGCGAGAAACCGUCUCGACACCAUGGCGUGCGGUGGUGGUUCCCCCUUAGCGCACGGGUUGUCCGUCGCGGCGCGCGUCGGACUCAACGCCAUGUCCACGGGAGACGUCGGACGCGUCAUGAUUGUGUGCCUCACCGACGGUCGCGCCAACGUGUCCAUCAACAAGUCGCAACGAGAUCCGGAGUAUCUCGGCCCCGACGCCAAGAAGCCCACGAACGAAGAGCUCGAACAGGAAGUGGCUGACACGGCGGCGAGAAUCGGCGCCGCCGGUAUGUCGGUGCUCGUCAUUGACACCGAAAACAAGUUCCUUUCGUCUGGCACCGCCGAGAAGCUCGCCCAAAACGCCCAAGGCAAGUACUACUACUUGCCGAACGGUACCGAGAGAGAGAUUGCGGCGGCGACGGCUUCGGCAAUGGCGGAAGCCAAGUCGAUUUAG